Molecule: messenger RNA, 1982 nt
Organism: Bradysia coprophila
Lineage: Eukaryota; Metazoa; Arthropoda; Insecta; Diptera; Sciaridae
Product: carbonic anhydrase 7-like
Cellular component (GO): cytoplasm
Molecular function (GO): zinc ion binding; carbonate dehydratase activity
Source: RefSeq, a predicted model, not a curated record
AAUUUUUUUUCUCCAGAAAAUCAUCAAGAACAUGACACAAAAACUGAACUAAAUCGCAUAACUUAUUUACAAUUUGCAAAAUUGUUUUUGAACAAUUAUGCUAUUGUAUUCGACGACUUAACAGCAUGUGUGAUAUACUCGUCCGUAUAAGUCAUAUGUGUAUAUAAUGUACCUAAACCACAAACGGUUGAAGACCAACAAUAACAAUUAUAUAUACACACUAAAAUUCAAACGGAAUAUAUUGUACACUCAUAUAAAUCAAUCUCAACAAUCGUCGAUCCUCAGUUAACCACGGUGUAUUGAAUCGAUAAGUUAUUAGGCAGUUUGACUGAAAUGAAAAUUAUUUCGAGACAUUUUUUUUAAAGAAUAGGUUGAACUAAAUGAACGUCAAGUGCAAUCUUUAAAGUAAUUUAUUUUCGGGGUUGUCUUUGGACUCUAGUUUUGUUAAAAGAAACCUCGUUUACUCUCUCAUUAUUGUGAUAACAAUUUGUAUUGUGUUUGUUGUGUGCAAAUUCACUCAUUUUUGAUAAUUUAAUUGUGUAUGUAUCAAGUUUUUAAAAAUGCAUAACAGCUGGUUCUUCUGCUAUGGAAUAUUAGUAUUCAUGACAGGAUGUCAAAUUUGUUGGUCACAAGAUUUUGGAUACAAUGGAGAAAAAGGUCCGUCACAUUGGGGAGAACAAUACAAUGAAUGUACUGGAAAACAUCAAAGUCCCAUUAAUAUUGAUUUAUUGAGUGUAAAACGUGUUGUUUUACCAUCACUCAAAAUGAGUGGGUUUGAUGUGCCUCCCGAGCGAACGGUACUUAAGAAUAAUGGGCACACAGUCAUGAUCACAAUAGAAUCACAAAUGAAACCAACAAUUUCCGGUGGUCCAUUGGACGGUGAUUAUGAAUUUGCUCAAUUUCAUUUUCAUUGGGGCGAUAACGAUACAUUCGGCUCGGAAGAUUUGAUUGAUGGCCGAAGUUUCCCAAUGGAAUUGCAUAUGGUGUUUUUCAACAAACGUUACGUAAAUUUUAAGCAGGCAAAUGAUCAUCCGGACGGCCUAUGCGUCUUGGCAUUUUUCUAUGACUUACAUGACAAGGAUAACAAAAAUUAUGACGAAUUUUCCGAGAUUUUAUCUCAAGUUGUUCAUCCAGAGUCAAAUGCAACAUUCAGUCAGCCGCUAUCACUAUUUGAAUUGAUGCCAGAAGAUUUAGUUCACUACUUUACAUACAAUGGAUCAUUGACGACACCGCCAUGCAGUGAAAUUGUUACGUGGAUUGAUUUUCAGGAUCCGAUAACGUUAUCACAUCGGCAGAUUCAAAUGUUCAGAGAUUUAUUAGACGAAGAGGGACAUAUUUUGACCCACAAUUUUCGACCAAUUCAACCAAUUGGUGACCGUAUCGUCCUAUUCAACAUCAAUGACAACGAUGACAAUACUCUUUAUAGAACAGACUUACCGACGGAUGAUAUUGCACCAGAAGUGAACUCUGCGGCAACACCUGAUAAGACAGAUUCACCCGAGGAUGAUAUUCCACCAGAAGUGGAUUCUGGAGCAAAUGACGACUUGUCUGCUGACAAUAAGAAUGUGCUCAAUGAUUCACCGGAUAAUAAUUUGGACGACGAAACGGUUGACAAAGAAUUAGGCAAGAAAUCAAAAUUGGAGAGUGGAUCUACGACUCACUGUAUACCGGGGUACCUGUUAUCAAUGACAAUUGUGAUUUUUGUUCUAAGUAAUAGACGAAUGUGUUAAGAUUUUUAACAAAAAGAAUAAGUGACCAAUGUUAAACCUAAGAGAAUUAUUAUGUAAGGUUUAGAUAAGGUUUCAAUAAUUUAUUGUUGUAUUUGUAAACAAUUUUUCAAUGACAAGUGACUCAUUGAGCCAACGAACUUUUUUUUUGUGAAUAACUGUGUAAUGUUAGAAAUUAAUGAGUGACAAUAUGAAUAUUUGAAUUAUGAUCAUGAAAUAUAAGCUGUUUACUUUCAUCGAAACUGAUAAUUACAA